Molecule: messenger RNA, 2753 nt
Organism: Brassica oleracea var. oleracea
Lineage: Eukaryota; Viridiplantae; Streptophyta; Magnoliopsida; Brassicales; Brassicaceae
Product: ALG-2 interacting protein X-like
Exons: 9
Coding region: 84-2636 (850 amino acids)
Biological process (GO): protein transport to vacuole involved in ubiquitin-dependent protein catabolic process via the multivesicular body sorting pathway
Cellular component (GO): endosome
Molecular function (GO): protein binding
Source: RefSeq, a predicted model, not a curated record
CAAAGAAACCAAAACCUGACAGAGAAAAAAAAAAAAAAAAAAAAUAUCAGAAAGAGCGAUCAAAGUGGAUUUCUCAAUCCGCCAUGGCUUCAUCGGCGCUCUCUAACCUAAUGCUCGCCAUCCACGAGAAGAAAACUUCCUCACUCGAUCUCUACCGCCCCCUCCGCAACUACGUCACCUUCACCUACUCCGAGCGCGAAGCCCAGCUCAUAGAAGACGAUCUCGAAACCCUCAAGCAACUCCGCUCCGACGUAGAGCGCGUCCCCGAUCCAUCCCCCUCCGCACGGCGAGACCUUCUCGUCUCCUACUACAAGGCCCUCUGCCUCGUGGAGACGCGGUUCCCGAUCUCCCCCGAUCAGCACCACGUCAACGCCGUCUCGUUCCUAUGGUACGACGCCUUCAAGCAGAAGCAUAAGGCCUCGCAGCAGAACAUUCAUCUGGAGAAAGCCGCCGUUCUAUUCAAUCUCGGCGCUAGUUACAGUCAGAUUGCGCUGGGGUGUGAUCGCACCACCGUGGAGGGGCGCCGUCAGGCUUCGCAUGCGUUUAUUGCGGCGGCGGGGGCGUUCGCGUGGGCGAGGGAUAAUGAGGCUACUAAGGCGAUGAUUGGGCAGAGUAGCACCACGGUGGAUGUGAGGGUGGAGUGCGUGGGGAUGUUGGAGCGGUUGAUGUGUGCGCAGGCUCAGGAAUGCGUGUUUGAGAAUACUAUUGCUAAAGGAAGCACUCCUGGUGUUUCUGCUAAGAUUGCUAGUCAGGCUGGCAUAUACUACGAGGAAGCUUUGGCUGCUUUAGUCGUUUCACCGUUGAAGGAUCAUUUUGAGAAAGGCUGGAUAUCUCAUGUGCAGAUGAAAGCAUCACUGUUUUAUAGUGAAGCUUGUUACAGGUAUGGAAUGGAGUUGCACGAGAAAGAGGAGAUUGCGGAAGAGAUAGCUCGGCUGAAGAGCGGAGCUAGCCGUUUGGCAGACGCUAAGAAGUCUUCAAGGGGAGCUCCUGCGCAGCUAGUAGAAGCGAUGAACAAAUUAGAGGCGAGCAUUAAUUGCAAUUUGGAUAGAGCUGUGAAGGAAAAUGAUAGAGUGUACCUCAUGAGAGUUCCUUCUCCUGCUUCUUUGCCUCCGCUUCCUACCUUCUCAAUGGUUAAGCCGAUGAACAUGACUGAGAUAUUGGAUGCAAGUAAGGAGAAGAUGUUUGCCAUCCUUGUUCCGGACAGCAGUGCGAAGGCUCUCUCUAGAUACACUGAGAUGGUUGAUGAUGUAAUUAGGACUCAGGCGGAGAGAUUACAGCAAGCAAGCGAGCUAACUCGAGUUAGGCUCAAGGAGAUGGACCUUCCAGAUUCUAUUCUUGCUGUGGAUGGUAACUCAACUCUUCCUGCUGAUCUUAAAGACGAUGUAGAGGCUGUUCAGAUCAGUGGCGGUCCAGCUGGCUUGGAAGGUGAACUUCAGCAGCUUAGAGAUUUGAAAAGGGUUAAUCAGGAACUGUUGGUGCAAACCGAAGAGCUUUUGCAGAAAGAAGCAACUGAAGACGCUCAAUUCAGAAGCCAAUUUGGGACUAGGUGGACUAGGCCUCAGUCUAGCACGUUGACAAAGAAUUUGCAGGAUAGAUUAAAUCGGUUUGCAGCCAAUUUGAAACAGGCUGGAGAAAGUGAUGUGAAGAUUGAGCGAUCGGUGAGAGAGAACUCUGCCCUCAUGUCCAUUCUUGAUCAACGGCCGAUAGAAGCUGCCGUCCCAACUCUAGCUAGGCCAAUGAUGUCGCUGGAUGCAACAGAGGAUGCUAUAGUGGGAAAUCUGAAGCAGAGUCUGAGGCAACUGGAAAAUUUAGGUGCUCAGCGAGCUGGUCUUGAAGACAUGCUCAAAGAGAUGAAGAGAAAUGAUGACAUACUGCCAAAGCUGAUGACGUCAACCGGCUCCUAUGAAGAUAUGUUCAGGAAAGAGAUGUCAAAGUAUGAUCACAUCUGUCAAGAUAUUUCACAAAACAUUGAAGUUCAAGAACAAUUAUUAAUGCAAAUUCAGGCUCAAAAUGAAGAGUUCUCAACUCUUUUCAAUCUUGAAGAUUAUAAAGCAUCCAGAGAGAAGUGCUACAAGCAGAUUCAAGCGGCUAUAUCCAAGUACCGAGAGAUCAAGGAGAACGUCAACGAGGGCUUGAAGUUCUAUGUCACUCUUCAAGAUGCAAUCACGAAUGUGAAGCAGCAGUGCAGUGAUUUUGUGAUGACAAGGAGCAUUCAGUGCCGAGAAAUGAUUGAAGAUGUGCAACGACAGAUGUCUGGUCUGAGUUUUCAGGAUCAUAGAAGCUCCGGUCCAUACCCAUCUGUGCAUCAGCGAACGGCUUCAAGUUCGCCGCCUCCACCAGAAACUCAGAACGCAUCUCAUCCUCACCCACACCCACAAGCACCUUACUAUAUGCCGGCAGAGCAACAACCACGACCUGGCUACACUAUCCCACCCUAUGGUCCUCCACCACCAUACCACACGCCUCAUAGCCAGGAGCCACCACAACCAUACCCUCCCCAGGCCCCGCAACAGCCUUAUCCAUCGUGGCAACAAGGCCCGUACUAUGAUCCUCAGGGACAGCAGCCUCGGCCUCCUUAUACUGCUCAGAACCCGUACCCGCCUCCUCACCAAGGCGGUGGAUACUACAGGCAGUGAACUGUACCUUGGAAGCAAUAAACUUGAGGUUAUUGUUCACGGUGGAUACUUGAAUUUUGCUUGAUAAGUGACAAAUUCUUUGAGUUCUCAAUACAAAGUAAAGACGAUAUGAUGGAA